UAUAAGAAGCACACGUUCUUUAUAUUUUUCUUACUAGUGUGAACUGAAACGUUAAAUUUGCAACAAAGCAAUAUUCACUGGCACUACACCCAUAAAAUACAAAUUUAUUAAAAAUAAUAUAAAUACCCUUUAUAAAAAAGUUAUUAUAUGUACUACCGGGAAAACUGGUAAAUUGCAAUGAUGCAGAUUCCUGACUUAUCACCCGAGGACAUUCGAAAAUACAUGAAAGAAUGCCUCAUAGAAAAUAAUUUGGAUUUAGGUUUGAUGGACAGUCAAAAGAAAGGUGUCAAGGGUCCUACUGAAAAAGAAGAAGGAUGUUUUUUGGCUUGCAUGGAUAAGAAAAUGGGAUUAAUGAAGGAUAACGGGUCUUACAACGAGGACAUUUUUUUGUCUGGUGCACAGUCACCGGAGCACAGAUCCGAAAUGAAGCGAAAAUUCGAUGCAACCAUGAAAAAAUGUAAAAUUGAAGCUAUCGAUGAUGUGUGCAAGUUCGCGGCCUGCGUCAAUAGACAACCUUAUGAUCUCCUGCCGAGAUCGACCGAGAAAGAAAUAAUUCGCGCCGAAGGCGAGCUGAAUCGAAAAGCAGGGGAUGGAGCCAUAUAUGCCAGUACAGUGGAAAUUACGAGCUUCAAAGGAGGGAGCUUAUUACAGGAGACGAGGUGCCAGACGCGGGAUAUCUUGUAA
Messenger RNA from Copidosoma floridanum, 684 nucleotides. RefSeq lists its product as uncharacterized. The record is from RefSeq and is a predicted model, not a curated record. NCBI's taxonomy places the organism in Eukaryota, Metazoa, Arthropoda, Insecta, Hymenoptera, Encyrtidae. Gene Ontology annotation, molecular function: odorant binding.